AUGAUGGCUUGGUGCUGUCACAUGGGCGGGCUGUUCUUAUUGCGAAGUGGGUCACCAGGAUAUGGCUGCGUGCCUAGAAUCCACAUAGACCUCAGCACGAGAAGCAGCUGCGAGCCUCUGUCCGCGUGGCGGGGACGUGGUCAAGAUCGGGUUGUACGCUUGCACUCUUUGCGCCGCUGCGUGCGUUGUGUUUCCCAGCGACCAUCCGACAGCGAGAGCGGCCAUGCCAGCGCGGCAGUACGGACGCUCCCAGCCGCCCGUUCAACGCUGCCGACGAAGCGCAUGCCUUCUGCACAGUAA
Trypanosoma grayi is the source of this 300-nucleotide messenger RNA. RefSeq lists its product as hypothetical. The record is from RefSeq and is a predicted model, not a curated record. Lineage: Eukaryota; Euglenozoa; Kinetoplastea; Trypanosomatida; Trypanosomatidae. Bases 1 to 300 code for a protein of 99 amino acids. The transcript has a single exon.